UCUGGUUCUUGACUUUAGCUUAAGGUAAAUCAGCCUCAGUUCGAAUCCGGAUCAAGCGGGGUCUGUACCGUUUUCUACCUGGGCCUUCCGAGCACGUGUUGACGAGAAAAAGACGAGAUCGCGAUCGAUUUUCGGUGUGUGGACUAAGAGGUGUUUGUGUGUUAGUGAAAAGGGGUGAUGUGGAGGAAAAUUUGUAGAUUUGUGAGGAUGUUUAUUUGAGAUGCAAGAUGGAUGUUAAGACUUUGUUUUGGUUCUUGGUGAUUUGCUUGUGCUUGCUUGGAAGUGGAGUUUAUGCAAAGGGAAAGAAGGCUGGUAGACACGGUCAAAAAUUCUCGAGGAACAUUAAAAUUAGCAACCAUGUACGACGAAACGUCACCCAAGACUCAGGUCUGUGGCCUUCGGUCUUCAACUUGGCGACCAAAGCUGUUAUCAGUGUCAAUGCCACCUGUGGUGAAGGUGGCAGGGAGGAGUUCUGCAGGAUGGCAGAAGGAGCCAAAGGAAGGUGCGGGAUCUGCGACAACUUCAGCCCUGACAGCGGAAAGAGACAUUCCAUUCACUACGCUAUAGAUGGUUCGAACAGAUGGUGGCAGAGUCCAGCGCUCUUCUAUGGUCCCGAGUUCGAGUACGUCACGAUAACCAUAGAUCUGAAACAGGUCUAUCAGAUAAUGUACAUCAUCAUCAAAUCUGCCAAUUCUCCCAGGCCUGGGACAUGGAUCCUGGAACGUUCCAUCGACGGUGACAUCUUUCAGCCUUGGCAGUUUUUUGCGAGGAACGACAGGGAAUGCGUAGAGAGAUUUGGAAUGACAGCAAGGAAGGGAAAGCCAAAGUAUGUCACAGACUCCGAAGUGAUCUGCACUUCGUUCUAUUCGAAACUGACGCCCAUGGAGAAUGGAGAGAUCCACACAUCUCUGGUGCACGGACGACCCGGAGCGAACGAGUCGAGCCCGGAGCUGUUGGAGUUCACGAGAGCGCGUUACGUGCGUCUGAGACUGAUGGGUUUGAGGGGAACGGUGGAGCCGCUUCCGGAGUGGUUCGUGGAAGACUUCUCGAGGGACAAGAGGCUCUUCUAUUCCAUCAGGGACAUCAACAUAGGUGGCCAGUGCGUGUGCAACGGUCACGCACAGAACUGCCGAUACAAUGUGGCUUCUGGGCACCCAGAAUGCGAUUGUGGCCACCACACUUGCGGCCCACACUGCGGACGCUGCUGCCCCUUGUACAACCAGAGACCCUGGGGUCCCGGUUCUUCCAGGGACGCCCACCACUGCCUGCCAUGCAACUGUCACGGACACGCCAAGAGCUGUCACUACGAGGAAGAAGUGGAAAAGGCCGGUUUGAGCAUGGACGCCACUGGGAACUAUCAGGGCGGUGGCGUUUGCGACAAUUGCACGGCUUUCACUACUGGCAUCAAUUGCGAACUCUGCCUACCAGGAUACUACCGCCCCCAAGGAGUAGCUCAAGAUUCUGAAACUCCCUGUGUUAGAUGCAAGUGCGAUGGAAUAGGAAGCUCUAGGGAUUGCGUCCAAUAUGGCGAAGAUGCGGGAAAAUGUUUAUGCGAAGAGGGCUACGCCGGUACGAAUUGCGACGAGUGUGCGCCCGGCUUUAGGGGGUUUCCGAAUUGCGAAAGGUGCCCGUGCGAUACUAAAGGAGUAUUGGACGGGGGUGACUGCGAAGGAAAAUGCGUUUGUAAGGAAAACGUAGAAGGUGAAUACUGCGAUCGUUGUAAACCAGGUCACUUUGGGCUACGAUCUGAUUAUCCUGGAGGAUGUGCAGAGUGUUAUUGCUCUGGCGUAACCACAUUAUGCGAGUCAGCAGUCCUACAAUCACGAAAGAUCGCCACCUUGCAAGGCUGGUCCAUCACCGACCUGAAGACCACCACGUUCGUGAAACCGACGAAAGACGACCAUGGCCUCCUCUCCGUCGGCAGCUACGAGCUGCCCGACGUCGAGGCCUACUACUGGCUGGCUCCCGGGGAUUUCUCGGGCAACAAGUUGGAGGCGUACAGCUCGGAGCUCGUCUUCAAGGUGCACUGGGUCAUUAUGAGGGGCGACACGAGCGGCGAACCGACGGUGGGUCCCAAUGUUAUCUUAGUCGGCAAAAACGGCAUCACGAUAGCCCACGGCAGCGAUCUCUUCGCAGACUCGUCGAACACAACGUUCCGGGUGAAGAUGAACGAAGUGGGCUGGUUUCACGUUUCCAAAGACGUCGAGGAUACCGGGCAUCGCCUCCGUAGAGGCGACGGGUACAGGGGCGAUCCGGUGAGCAGACGCCAGUUCCUGGCGGUGCUGAGCGAUAUCAGGUUCCUGAUGGUGAGGGCCACUUUCCACACCGAUCAGAUCGAGGCGCUGCUGGAGAGCGCGGAGAUGUCAUUAGGUAACAUCGACGAAUCAGAAACAUACAGUGGUGUAGAGAAAUGCUCAUGUCCUUCCGGAUACUCAGGACUAUCCUGCGAAUCCUGUUCGUUUGGUUAUGUGAGGAUCAUGGCUAAUACAUCAGAUCAUCAUCUACAAGGUUUCUGCGGGAAAUGCGACUGUAACAGCCACUCUGCGACCUGCAGUGCUGACACAGGCGAGUGCUUCUGCGAGCACAAUACCAUCGGGGAGAGAUGUGAACGUUGCGCACCUGGGUUCUACGGGAACCCCCUGCGGGGUACACCUUUCGACUGCAAACCAUGCGCAUGUCCGUUGGAAAAUGAGGAAAACAACUUCAGCCCUAGCUGUCAAUUGGAUUACGUGGAUGAGGAUGACGAAGACAGGGGUGGGUAUGUUUGUACCCAGUGUCCCAAAGGGUAUACAGGCGACCAUUGUGAUGUAUGCGACGACGGUUACUUUGGAAACCCUCUGGAAAUAGGGAAUAAGUGUUUUCCCUGCGACUGUGGUGGGGGACCAUGCGACAGGGCGACGGGACAGUGUCUGAGCUGCAAGGGCAAUACCGAAGGUUGGAAAUGUGAACGUUGCAAACCGGCCCACUAUGGAGAUCCUGCAGCUUCGGAUUGCAUAGCUUGCCUGUGCGAUCCUAUGGGUUCGUUAUCCAAGGAAUGUGACAACGAGACAGGACAGUGUCAGUGCAAACCUCAUUACGUUGGACGUACCUGCGAUAAAUGCGAGGAAGGUUUCGGCAACGCCACUGGCGGCUGCGCGGCCUGCAACUGCGACCCCGUCGGAUCCGUCUCGCCGGUCUGCGACGCCGUCACUGGACUGUGCAAAUGCCGUCCCGGCGUCGAGGGAUUCCACUGCGACGCCUGCCAGAACUUGCAUUACGGCUUUUCCGAAGAGGGAUGCGAACCUUGCAACUGCGAUGCCGACGGUUCCCUCUUCGACACCUGCAAUUCAAACGGACAGUGCAUAUGUAAACCGAACUACAUCGGAACGAAAUGCAAACGAUGCAAGGCCGGCUACUGGAAACACUCGCAAUUGGGAUGCAGCGAAUGCUUCUGCGACAGGGACGGAUCGGUCAGUACGGACUGCGAUGCUGAGACUGGAAAAUGCUUAUGUAAGCCAGGAGUUGGAGGGGAUAGGUGCGAGUCUUGCCUGCCGAGGUACUAUGGUAACAUCACCGACGGAUGCAAGAUGUGUGAUCCAUGUGAUAAAGAAGGACACAUCUGUGAUCCUCACAAUGGUAAAUGCGUCUGUCCCUACUUGACCGUUGGCUAUAACUGCGAAAGAUGUGCUUUGAACUCAUGGGGUUAUACACCUCAAAUUGGUUGUAAGAAUUGUUCCUGUUCAUCCACGGGCAGCUUGAAGCAGCAGUGCGAUCCCAACAGCGGCAAGUGCGAAUGUAAAAAGGGAUACGAGGGUGACAAGUGCGAUUCUUGCACUUUCGGCUAUUACGGUUACCCCAACUGCAGGCAGUGCACCUGCGAUCCGAACGGAACCCUCGAAGGGGAAUUCGCUAACGGAGUGGCCAGAUGCGACGUAGACGGAGGCUGCAGAUGCAAGGAACUCGUCGAAGGCAAGAAAUGUAACGAAUGCAAACGCGGUACUUUUGGACUAGACAAGAACAAUCCUCGCGGUUGCAUCACUUGCUUCUGCUUCGGAAGAAGUAACACGUGCUCAGCUCUGGAUUACACCUGGGAUCAGAUCCACACCAAUAGGGUGCCAUAUACCAAAGAAAAUUGCCUCUUCUCUUCGCCUUGCAUCAACCUCCCCUCCAAGUUCACGGGAGACCUGACCCUCUCCUACGGCGGAUUCCUCAGGAUAAUAGGUCCAUCCACCGCCCCCGAAUACUUGGUCCGGUUGACCGGAAACGACGUAACGAUCGAGAGUAGCUUCAGCGACGACGUCAGACUCGACGAGAUCAACUGGCGCAUCUUCAGGACGUCGGACAAGCUUCUGCCUGACUGUAACCGGGAACUGAACAGGAAGUGCAUGAUGGUGAUCCUGCAGAACGUGUCCAACGUGGCUGUGAAGACAUCCAAACAGGAGGAGAUCAGUGAAGUUUUACUGGACAAGGCUGUCAUGAUAUCUUCAGCUCAAAGGGCAAGGACGAUAGAAAAGUGCGAGUGCCCUGUAGAAUAUUCUUCUCUCUCCUGUCAAAACCCGAGUUCAGGUUACUACAGGUACAGAUUGCCAGUUUUUGACACUUCACACACUUGGGUUGACAGAAUUGUAGGGGUGGCCAAGAAAUGCAAUUGUAAUGGAUUGUCGGACACUUGUGAUAGCGAUACUGGUCAUUGUCUGAACUGCAAGAACGAUACCUAUGGUCCUCACUGUGAAUACUGCGCGGAGGGUUUCUACAAAACACAGGAUAAUGCAUGUAUGCCUUGCCAGUGUCCUUCUGAGAAGCAGAACUUCGCGAAAAACUGUACGGCGAACUACAAGAUGAACCAGUUUGUCUGUCUCUGUAAAGAAGGAUACACAGGAAAGAAAUGCAACAAGUGCGAGGACGGUUACUUCGGAAAACCUCAGGACCUCAACGGCUCCUGUGAAAAGUGCAAUUGCAAUUCCUACGGAAGCAAAUCACCGACCUGCGACAAAUUCACCGGAAGAUGUCAGUGCCAUCCAGGUUUUACAGGAGACAGAUGCGAUCAGUGCAAGAGCCCCAGAAAGUACAUCAACAACGGAGUUUGCACCACUUGCGAUGAUUGUAGUCAGAUCCUAUUCAACUCAAUCGACGACAUCUCCAACCAACUCAACGAAACCCUGGAAUCUUUCGGUGAUGGCCUGCAGGGUCCUUGGAAAUACUUGGACGCCUUGCAGGAUCGAAGUGAACUACUCAAGGAAAGGUACGGAAGAUACGACGACCAAAUGAAAAAGUUCUCCCAGAACAUCGAAGACAUCAACAAGUAUGAGGAUAAAGCUAAUAAUCUUCACAGUGCUCUGAAGGUCAAAACAAGGCAACUAGAUAACCAACUGGAGAAGGUCGAGCGCUUGGAAGAUGACUCCUCGAAGAUUGGUCGAAACGUAUCCGAUCUACAAAAGAAAAUGGAGGGAUUUGUCGAGGAAAUGAAUAAGUUCGGUACUUCACAUAUAAACGUAAAAAAUUCUUUGGAACAAGGCAAGGAGCUCUUGAAGGAAAUCGACGCGAAAGCUAAAAUUAUAAAAACUGUGGAAUACAGCGGGACAAUCUUCGAGUACUGCAACAAGAUCGUGAAGCAAAUGGGGGAAAUUUAUAAGUUGGAAGACUUCAACAUCGACAAGAUAACUGGGAACAUCGAGGAUCUGAAGAUGCGGUUCGAUGAUAUGAACAAUCUAUCAGACUUCGUGAGGAAGCAGUCGAAACAGGUAAAGUUCAUGAACAAGGAGAACACCAUCAAGUACCACGACUUGGAUAAGACUAUAUCGGUAUUGAGGAACAGGCACAAGAAGACCAUGGAAGACAUAGGGUUCUCCAAAGAAAAAUUGAAGGAGGCUGAACAAGUCCUAAAGAAGUUGAAAAAAUUAUCCGAUAAUUUUUUGACAAUGAAAUUCGAUUUCGAAAUGUUGGAGAAAGCGGAAGAGAGUUACGACAAGAAUGAGGUGGAAAUUGAGGAAAUGAUGAAGAAAAUAUUGGAGCAUGUGAAAAAUCUGAACCAGACUUUGAUAGACUUAAAAAGCCAAGUCAACUUCACCCAGGAGGAAUGGAAGAAGAUCAAUGCAGGAGAGAGUUAUGAAAAGAUAGCAAAAGGAGUUGCAGAAGCAGAAGACGAUGCUAUAGAAGCAGAUGAGAUCCUCGCUCAGGUUGAUGGAAUAAUCAACCCCUCAGAUGGCGACACACUCUUGAUCCAAAGCAGCAUAUCCCUGGGAUUCUCUGAUCGCUUGAAGCAGAGGAUCAUAAACCACGUGAACCAAAACGAUCUACGAAAAAAAUUGGACAGUGUCCGGUACGAGCUGGAUAAUCUGGAAAGAGACAUAUACAAAAGCGGAAUAAGCUUGAACAACUUCAGCUCUCUGAUGCACAACCUGAAGGAGCGAAUUUCAUCGAGUAGGCCGAAUAUGGAUGACAUGAAAGAGGUCAUAGAGACAGCUUCCGACAUCUCCAGAAACAUGACGAAGAUUAUCUCGGAGGUGAACACGAUGCGCUUCGUCAACGAACAUAACCUGACGAGACCUUUCAACAAAUACCUCAACAUGAUAUCGAAAGAAAAUACGAGGAAAUUGAACGAACAGAUCUAUUCGAAAAUAAACGAAAUCGAGAAACUCAACAUAAACACUAAUCUACACGGCAUCAUCGACAGGAAGAACGAUCUCCUGGCGCAGAGUUACCAGCACCUUAACAAUCUAAAAAACAAAAUCCUAGCCUUGAAAUCGAACAUUACUUUCACUACCCAAAGGGUCAACAAUUUGUACCUUCCCAUAUCUUUGACCAACUGCUCGCGAUGGUACCAGGUGAAGAACAUCGGAAUCUUCGACAGUAUGCGGAUGAAGUUCAACUGCAGCACUUGCGAUCUGCUCAACUUGUCGACUAACGGACACAAGAUCAGCAUGAAGGUUAUUGACGAUCUCUUUAUACUCAAAUGGAAUAAAUUCCCUGUAGUGGAAGUGGAACUUGACAGGGAUAGGAUUACUUCUCUAGAAAUAAAAAGGAGACAGGACAGCUUAUAUCUGCACAUCCUAAACCAAAUAAUAGAAAUCCCAGAACCCAAACUACUUUACAUAUCUCCCAACGAUCUGAUAAACAUUGGAACCAACAUGAACCAUCCCAGUGCAGGUUGUUUGUACGAAUUCUUCCUCAAUGACAUCAACGUCGGACUUUGGAAUUUCGUGAAGAGCGAAGGAAAAUGCACCGCAUGUGAAACAGAGGCCAGAGGUUCCGAACAGGAAAAACUCAACACUCUGUAUGUGGACGGCAGUUACUCGCUCUACAAUGUGGCCACCUUGAAUCCACAACAGUUCUCGGUGAUACUGAAUUUCAAGACCUUCGACGAGAACAGCCUGCUCUUUUUAGCACAAGAAAUAUCUAAUCCAUGCGCCUACAUGUCUCUGGUCCUGAAGAACGGCCUAUUAGAGUUUUACAUGAGCCACAAUGACAACGCCACCACAGUCUCGAUACCAGUAGAGGAGAAAAUCAACGACGGUAGAGAGAACAAUAUCAACAUAGCGUUGCAGUACAAGGGCAACAAGCAGUACUACGAUCUUACCGUAAACGACAAGUCCUUCAAUGAGAUCAGAAACCUGUUCAGGAUGAACGUCUUCAGGAUAAGGCAAAGCAGGUACUUCGUGGGAGGCGUGAGUCCCACUUUCAACAGAACCUGUAUAUCCGUCAAUACAACGUCGUUCGUGGGUUUCCUCAAUCAUCGCAGUGAGAGGAACUUGAGAACUGUAGUGUCUUACAAUACAUUCCCAAGAAGUGUUAAGGAACUCAACUUCCAUCGAGCAUGGUUCACUGGAGAAGGUAACCUCAUCUUAAACACCACAGCGAAAUACAGAAAGAGGAUAUUCAACAUGUAUUUCGAACUGUAUCCCAUCUCCAACAGCAGUUAUGUGAUGACCAUCGACAAAAUCGGAAAGAUAACCAUCAGGGACAGAAGGAUGUUGCUAGAACUUCAAAACGGACAACGCGUCGAGUCUGCAGUUUCACUCAACGAAGUUUUAAACACUAUUAAUAUUACUAUCGGUGAAAAUGUAUCGGCGUUGACGGUGAAUGGUGAAGAGAAAAAAGGCCAGGGAAUCAAGUUGCUUCGAGGCGAUCCCAUCAUACUGAAUAUUGGAGAGGAUUAUACUAAAGAGUAUGGUGGAUUGCUUGGAGGAAUAUCUAACAUUUAUGUUGAUAACAAAGAGGUAACCUUCAACUCUUCCACUGUAACCAGUUUCAAACGAGUCGAAAUUGGACGAUGGAGAAUGCCAGAGCUACCAGAAGAAAUUCCAACAAGUCUAACAAUAACCGAAAACCCAGAUAGUAUGCAGAACACUCAAGGUUGUUUUCCAGCGUCGCCACAUCAGAUAGAUCCUUCUGCCAUCAAGUUUGGAGAUAGAAGGCCCAGCUAUGUGUACAAAAAGAACUCGUUUUGGAGGAAAAACUUCACUUUGGAGUUACAGUUCAGAACUCUGAAUCCAGAGGGUUCAUUGAUGAUCUCAACGGGUUCGCAGCCAAAAUCGCAGUACAACAUUCUGGAAAUACAUAAGGGACAAUUGCAGUACUCCAUCAAGGGAAGACGUAAACCCACAAACAUAAUUUUUGAUGCUAAGGUGAACGAUGGAGAGUGGCAUACCGUUGUAAUUGAACAGACGAUAAUUAAGAAGAAAAGAAAGUUGCGAAUUUCUCUUGACGGUGUAUGGCAGAAGCUUUCUAAAAUACCAAAGAGCAAUGUCCGAAACGAAUUUUACCUUGGAAAUGUACCUGAGAACUUCACAUCUAGGGAUAUUAGUAUACAGCAAUUCAUUGGAUGCGUCAGAGACUUCAAGAUCAACAACAUGCUACAACUGAAUACCAAAGACCUAUCGGAUUUCAUGAACCUAGGUUCCUGUUUCUCUAACGUAGAGUCUGGAGCUUAUUUUGGAGGAGAUGCUUAUGCUAUUUACAAGCGAGACUUCCAAGUGAACCAACAAUUAGAGCUCAGCUUCGAAUUCAAGACGUCGGAACAAAAUGGAAUUCUGCUCAGCAUUUCAAACUCAGGAAACAGUCCUGCCCUUUCAAUCGAACUGCAAAAUGGAGGGAUGGUGAUGUCUGUUGAUUUAGGAAUCAGUCCGGUUUUCAGUGUUGCCAAUAACUUGAACUCUGAUUAUGCACUUUGCAACAACAAAUGGCAUAAUGUCACUGCCCUUUACUCCCAAUAUGAGUUGACGGUGAAGAUAGAUGGUAUCGCAAGAAGUUGGGCAAGGUACGACAGCAGCUCCCUCUCGGAUGAUAUUGAGGCACCUCUUUAUAUUGGCGGUUUACCAGAUGCUGCGCCAAGUGGAACUUUGAAAGUGAGGGAGAACUUCAAAGGCUGUUUGAGAAAGUUCAAAAUUGGUGAGACACUCAAAAAUUGGACUGAAAUGGAAGAAUUGAAUAGUGUAUCACUUGAUUCCUGUCCUAUAGUAGAUUAGGAGUGUAGUUGGAAAUUUAGGUAGUUAUUUAUUGAAUUGAUGUAUUAUUAUUAUCUAAUAUUUUGGUAAAUGCUAUUUGUAUUAACGAGUCACUGCCAUUUAUUGUACAUAUCAAUGAAGUAUUGUAAAUAUUUAAGUGUAUAAUUUUUCUCAUGUAUUUUGUAAAAAAUAAAUCUCACCUGAAUUUUA
Messenger RNA from Harmonia axyridis, 9632 nucleotides. RefSeq names its product laminin subunit alpha-1. Gene Ontology annotation, cellular component: basement membrane. The transcript has 37 exons. Lineage: Eukaryota; Metazoa; Arthropoda; Insecta; Coleoptera; Coccinellidae. The record is from RefSeq and is a predicted model, not a curated record. Gene Ontology annotation, biological process: axon guidance. Bases 228 to 9443 code for a protein of 3071 amino acids.